AUGACUAAUGCUUUAUCAAUAAGUAUUUCCCCAAGUAUAAGAUCUGUUAAUAAUAAUGAUAAUGGUGAUAAUGGUGAUAAUGGUGAUGAUGGAGGUAAAAGUAAAUCACCUAGAUCUUUAUCAGAUCCUACUUCUAAUCGUCCAAAAAAAGUAGAUCAAAGGGCUUCUCAACCUAUUAAAUUAAACUAUAAUACUUAUAGAAGCAGUGUUACUGAUCUUCUUGAAUGUAUUGAUUAUUUACUUGAAUUGUUGGAAAAGCUUAUAUCAAUGUCACAAUAUCGUCUUUCUCUUGGUAUGAUCUCUCCUCAAUUAUAUACAUUAUUUGUUAAUAAUAUAGGGAAUUCUAUAAUUAAGAUAGAAGACAGUAUUCAAGAAUGUACUAGAGAACUAAAUGAAAGAGAUAUUUCAUUUACUACCCUAACAACACCACAAUUAUCUAUACCUUACAUAGAAUUACCAACAUUUGAUAGUGUAACUGCUGGUGGUGAUCCUAAUUUAAUUAGUAGUUCAAUUGGAAUAUAUACAAGUAUUUUGCAUGAUAUUAGAAAAGUUAAAGAUGAUUGUGAGAAUGAGGAAAAAUCAAUAAAAUAUCCUGUUAAGAAAUGUUUUGAAUGUCAUUAUUCAGCUGCAAUUUUAACAUAUUUAUUAUCUAUUAAAAGAUUAGUGUUUGAACUUAGUACGGCAGAAAUUGAUUACCAAGGAUUAAUAAAUAUAUUAGUUGGAAUGGAUGAAUAA
Messenger RNA from Cryptosporidium muris RN66, 735 nucleotides. RefSeq lists its product as uncharacterized. The transcript has a single exon. Lineage: Eukaryota; Apicomplexa; Conoidasida; Eucoccidiorida; Cryptosporidiidae. The record is from RefSeq and is a predicted model, not a curated record. The coding region runs from base 1 to 735 and encodes 244 amino acids.